This is a messenger RNA of Sardina pilchardus (European sardine), 815 nucleotides long. Its product is annotated as zymogen granule membrane protein 16-like. The record is from RefSeq and is a predicted model, not a curated record. Lineage: Eukaryota; Metazoa; Chordata; Actinopteri; Clupeiformes; Clupeidae. The transcript has 4 exons. Bases 126 to 659 code for a protein of 177 amino acids.
UUAUGACCAUUCACUGAAAACACUAUAAAUAAGCAGAACGAUGGCAAGUAGACAUCAUUCAGACUGUCCUACUCAGAAGCUCAGAUCUAACGUCUCCUUGGACCCUGUACACAUACAAAGAGGACAUGUUUGCGCUGCUGGCCUUGUGUCUUCUGUGCUCCACCGCCUGGGCUCAGCGCCGGUCGGAUCGGUACUCUUUCUCCGAAACCGUUGCCAGCGGCACCGGAGCCCGGUAUGCCACAUCCGGUACGGACCGCAUCACCGCUGUUAGGAUGUGGGAGCGGAAUAACAACUUGGUCACUGGGUUUCAGCUGAGGCGUGGCUCUGCCUGGACUCCUCGGGUCGGCCGCAACACCACCGAGCUUGUGGAGAUGUCUCUCUCCAAGGGCGAGGCCAUCGUGCAGGUGUCGGGGAAGUACAACCCCGGCAACUUCAUCUACCUACUGCAGUUUGUGACCAACAGGGGCCGUGUCCUGGCCGCGGGUCAACCUCUGGGCCUGUCCUUCAGCCACUACGGCACCAAGCGUGACAGCGAGCUGAGGAGCCUCAGCGGGCGAGUCAACAGCGUGGGCAUCACCUCCCUCGGUGCCCACUUUGCCAGUGAGGAAGAUAUGGGGUAUAUGAGGCAUGGCAACACCACCAUGAUGCCUCUUCAGUAGGGGCCACCCUCGAUUCUCAUAUCAACCUCAACUCUUACAUACUCAUCAAUGCCUUUCAUUCUGAUGCAACAUCUUUAAUUUAAUAAUUUAAUCAUUUUAAGUCUGCCAAAAUUAGUGUUUUGUAUUUUGAAUAAACUUUUGAGAAAAUUACAUCUA